AUGGGUAGGCGUCGUUCGACUCACUUGCUAAAUGCCCGCAGCGCCGACUGCGAGAUUUUGCUUCACAGUCGCAUCCACGUAGUAGCCGUAGAAAACUCUUCGAUGCAAAAGGCGAACAAAGAGGUUCAGGCGGGCCUUAAGGCUGAGAAAGCUCUAAACUGCAGUGCAAAUCAAUUAAGCGAGAGGCGUGGUGGUGGUGCUGUGGAGGUGGAGACGCCACUGUAUGUGAAACAGACGAAUCUUGGCAAUGGAAACUUAAGUGGAACGAAAGCAGAGGAAGGCGUCGGUUAUCACGCGGAAAGGCAUGAAUGUGUGGAGAAGCAGGUGCAUCAGUUGGUCGACAUGGCGGCCAAAUGCAUUCGACGGCGCAGAGGCAUGAUGGCAAAAUGGCAUCGCCGCCCGUGGGAUCACCUGCCCUACUCUACCCUGCGCCUCAGUCUGCCAGAAAAGAUUCAGUGUGGGGAGAAGCCCUUGUAUCUGCCUGCACUACACUUACCCGCCACUCAUCGACGGCGUAACUUGUGGCAUGUGGGGCUUACCACAAAUCGGAGAUUAUCGUACCCACCUGAAAACCACGCAUUUCCGUUAAAAGACAAAGAUUUUGCCUUCCCUCUCAUGACAGAUUCGGAGGGAAAUGAAAUUGGCAAAUUAUUUGUCGGGGGCAUCUCGCAAAACACAAAUAAUGUUAGCUUACACAUUUACUUCUCUCAGUUCGGUGAGCUGGAAGACGCUGUUGUUAUGAUGGAUAACAAAACGGGGCGGUCUAGGGGUUUUGGCUAUGUCAAAUACCGGGAUCCAGAGUGUGUGAAGAUUGUUCUAGCCGCAAAACCGCAUUGGCUAGAUGGUAAGGAGAUUGACGCCAAACAGUGCAAUGUUAAGAUGAAGGGUCGAAAUCGUCGCAGUUUGAAGGUCUUCGUCGGUGGAAUCAGUCUGGAUCAAGAUGCCGCCUCGAUUAAGGCCUUCUUUGAGAAAUUUGGCCGCGUCACAGACGUCAACUUAAUGAUGGAUCCCAAUAAACAGCGGCAUCGUGGAUUUGCGUUCAUUGGUUUUGAGGAGGAGAUUGUUGUCAAUCGACUGAUAAACAUGCACUACUUGACAAUGGGAAAUAAACAGGUGGAAAUUAAGGCAAUGGAACCACCAAACUUUGGUAGGAAAAGUGGACCCCAGAUGACCCGACACUGCAGUGAUUUUAGUGAGCUGAAGGCGUCUACCACGCGAGAUACUACUCACUCCCACUUCAGCAGCAAACAACACUCCAGGAACCGAAAUUAUCAACAAAUCAACAGCCUUCAAUACGGCCCAAGUUUGGAUGGAAAUGCGUACGGACUCACUAAUGGUCAGCAGCAAAGCUACUUAAACAGUUUUGUUGGGGAUACGAGUGGACAAAUGCCACAGGAACGAUUGGCAGGGGAGCAGUAUUCGUCGGGACUGUUUUCGCUUCCUGGAAAGUUAAAUACAAUGCCUGUAAUAUUUACGAACAGUUUUGUACCAAUAACUCCCACUGUGUAUCCAGGAUUCCAGUCGUAUCCAUACCCCAUCCUCCAGCCACAUUUCCUUCAUCCGGGUCUUCUAUCUGGGAAUGAGGGAUUCUGGUCCCAUGGAAUAUGCACGCAACAGCAGAUCCUACUUCCAGCUGCUCAAAGUGCUAGUGGACCUACAAAGACAAAUUCCGCCAGUCAGACUAGUCCCAAGAUCUCAAGGUCAUUUUCAGGGUAUUGUGAUGGCUCCGAUCGUGAUCAGCGACGGAAAGCUUUUAAUGAAAUAACAGAUGACACACUUUUAAAAGAUGACGUUGGGGGCUCGUUGAACGCAUUCGAUCAGGGUCUUGGAAUGUGGUGUCUCAACUCAGCCCGAUGUUUGAAGGCCUGUAGUUCGGGAACCUGUCUAGAUCAGCAUUCCAUGGGUGGACUUCUAAUCCACAAUCAGGAAAUGUCUGCUUCUAGACAACAGAUGGCUUCAGAGAUCUCGGAUGGUGAAAGUCAACAGGCUACCAUAUUGGCUAAGCCUUCAGGAGAUAAUUUCGACCAUGAUGAAACCGCCUCCGGCGUCCACGAGGGUGGGUUGACGAUUAUGAAGGAGGCGUCGUGUGAAAGCUCCUCUGAACCGAGUGUGAGCAACGCGAACCUGCUAGCGCUGUCCAAUUCAUCCGCCAAUUGGCUGCUUCCACGAUCCCAGCAGCUCACCUCGACGUGGAAUUUUCGACCUCCUCUUUGGAAUGACAUGCAAUUGCCACCUACAGGAUUCAGUCUCCCACCAAGUUUUAUAUUCCAACCGGCUUCCACAACCACCUUUGAUCCUGUUACUAUGGAGCACGCGAUGGGAGGCUUUGGAUAUGCAUUUCCAGUCCUCUCUGAACGUCAGUCCUUUCGAGAUGAAGGAACGGUCAUCAAUGAGCCUACCUCAAAUCCCCUUCUUCCAGCAAAUCCCACUCUUAUCCCCUCACACUUUCAGCCUAUAUCAACAACUGGAAGCCUUCGACAACGGCGAUGGGAGUCUCCCGAAGCCCCCAAUCUUGUUGAAAUGCAUCAGCGUCCAGGACCCAGACAUCAUGACACCAUGGGCAGAUGGAUGCCGCAAAUGCACAUCAACAUAUCAUCCACGUCGGAGGUGGGUAAAAAGACGACGACGGACGAAUUUGGUGGCAAGGGUGGCACGAGAGGCGGAGGUAGAGGCGCGGGUGGUGAAAGUCUGUGUGCCGCGGAGAAGACCUCAGUGGCAGCUGGUGACCACCAUGCCAACAAUUUCAGGAGCUUCCGCAUUUAG
Messenger RNA from Echinococcus granulosus, 2763 nucleotides. Its product is annotated as DAZ-associated protein. The record is from RefSeq and is a predicted model, not a curated record. The transcript is spliced from 4 exons. Gene Ontology annotation, molecular function: RNA binding. Bases 1 to 2763 code for a protein of 920 amino acids. Lineage: Eukaryota; Metazoa; Platyhelminthes; Cestoda; Cyclophyllidea; Taeniidae. Gene Ontology annotation, cellular component: cytoplasm.